UCUCAGUGUUGUUUAUGAUACAGAAUUAAGGUUAAGAUCAACACGAAACGUAUCAAUUGAAAAUGGGUCCGAAAAUUCAAAAAUAUUUUUCUGGUGAAAAAUCGAAGCGAUCUGUUGUUCUUUUGAUCGACAAAGUGAAAAUACUUAAGGAUGCGGAUCAAGGAAUGUCUAUUAAUUCAAUUAUGCGGAAGUAUAACAGAAAAUCGCGUUCAACAGUUAGCACCAUCAAACGUGCUAAGGAAAACAUUUUGUCGCAAAUUGCGGAAGUGCAAGGAAAUAUUUCAAACCGGAAACGUUUCAAAAAGGCCCAGCAUCCGGAAGUAGACGAAGCCCUAUACAUCUGGUUCCUCCAAAAACGCGAAGGUAACGUUCCUGUAAACCAUGAAAUGCUAGAAGUACAGGCUCAAAAGUUUUAUUCGCAAAUGGUUGGAGAAGGUCAAUACGGAAGUCGUGGAUAUGUUGAUAAGUUUAUAAAGCGAUAUGGUAUACGCCUGCUUAAGAUAACCGGGGAGAAGCUUUUCAGUAAUAUUGGGAUUAUUGAUAAAUAUGUAGAGGAGUUCUCUAUGGAAAUGCGGAGCCUUAAUUUGAAACCGUAUCAAAUUUUCAACGCUGACGAGAGUGGCUUAUAUUUCAAAAGCCAUUUCAACGACGACGUAUGUUGACAGAAACUCGUCUAGUGCUCCUGGGACAAAAAUGAACAAAGAGCGCUUGACUUUUAUGCCGUGUGCAAACAUGGAUGGAAGUCUUAAGCUCCCACUCAUGUUGAUUGGAAAAUUCAACAGUCCCCGGGCUUUGAAAAACCUUAAGGAACUUCUUCGAACUUCGAACAAUUUGUUCCUCGUGUAACAGAGUUUUUGAGACAAUCAGGUCAUCCUGUGGGAGCCGUUCUUGUUCUGGAUAAUUGCUCGGCGCAUUACAAUGUAGAAGAACUACGAACCAGUGAUAGUGCUAUAUUUUGUAAGUUUUUGCCUCCCUACACCACCGCUGUAAUCCAGCCGAUGGAUCAGCAUGUAAUACAAAUGGUGAAAGCCCAUUAUAGAAAGAUAAUGACGAACGAAGUUCUUGGACGUGGCGAAGAUUUUCAUGAUAAUGUGAAACAUAUCAGUAUCAAAGACACGAUGUUCUGGAUUGCACAAGCAUGGGAGGGUGUGCCGGAGUCUGCGAUCCAAAAGUCCUGGAAAAUGUUGUACGUGGAGACACCAGAUGAUGAUGACGAAGAAUUGCCAUUGUCCACUUUGCAAGAAAGGCUGAGGAGCAUUGCGAUAAAAGUCAAACAGCUAAAUGUAAUUGAUGACGAAGAAGCAGAGUUUGAGAUUUUAAAGGAUGACGAAAUCGUUGAGAAAGUUCUCAAUCCGUCAGCUUAUGAUCAGUCUUACACUUCGAACCAAGAUGCUGAGAAAAUCCUUCACACUUCUUCACCACUGGAUCCAGAAGAUGGAAAUCUGAACAUAUCCGACGAAAUUGCUUUGAAUGGCGCCGAUGUGCUGGUUAGAUACGCUGAAGAGCAAGGUUGGCCCUUAAACGCGCAGUUUUCUUUGCGAAAAUUGAGACAA
Toxorhynchites rutilus septentrionalis is the source of this 1553-nucleotide messenger RNA. RefSeq names its product tigger transposable element-derived protein 2-like. The transcript has 2 exons. Bases 63 to 662 code for a protein of 199 amino acids. Gene Ontology annotation, molecular function: DNA binding. Gene Ontology annotation, cellular component: nucleus. NCBI's taxonomy places the organism in Eukaryota, Metazoa, Arthropoda, Insecta, Diptera, Culicidae. The record is from RefSeq and is a predicted model, not a curated record.